ACCGUUCGUUUCCCGACAGACGCGCACACACACAGACUCACUCCGUUCUCCAAUGGCGCUGCCGAUUUCGUCGCUGAGUUAUCGCACGGUCCCUCUGACGGACACGAAUCCCUUGCUUGGCCGUAUUGGAUCCGCUUGGAGAAUUCAUCUUCCUCCUGGGAAGAAUCGCAGCGAUCGGAGGCGGAUGCUUUCGGUCACUGCCGCUCUCAUCACCGAGCCGGAUGCUUUCGAGGUCGGGAGGUUCGUCGGAAGCUACGGAUUCAUGAACAUCACCAGCUACUCUUCAUUUCAAGGAGGGUUUCCUAAUGCUAAUUCAUACGAAGUUCCUGGGUAUUUCCCCCAAGACAUCGAUCGUCUGAGGGUUCAAGAUAUUGGCGAGGGUCAAGUGAAAAUAAGGCUUUACGAGGGAAGAAUAAUUCAAGGUCCAUUAAGUGGGACUCGAAUUAUUUUUAAGGUAUAUCCUGGACGACGAACUGGUGGUGUAGAAGCUGAUAUUAUGGCUACUAAUGAGCUAAGUACCUAUGUUUUUCUCCAGAACAAUCCGGAUCACAUUUGUCCUAAUCUUCAGCUUUUGCUAGGUGGUUUUGAGACCAAAACUGGGGAGCAGUGGCUUGCUUUCAGAAAUGAUGGGAAAUAUAGUGCUGCUGAUUACUGCAUGCGUACGAGUCAAAAAAGUUCAGAGGAAAAUGCCAGAGGGAAGUUUUUUGGGAAUCCUUUCAAUAAGGAGGAAAAGAUUAACCAGAGAAGAUUUUUUAUAAUCAAACUGCUAAACGGGGCUAUCAAUGGCCUGGCUUACCUGCACAAUCACGAUAGAUUGCAUCAGAGUCUUGGUCCUUCUUCUGUUGUCUUAAACACCAUCAUGGAGAAGAAUGUGGCAUAUUUGGUGCCAAGGCUCCGUGACUUGUCCUUUGCAGUUGAUAUUAGGUAUUCAUCUUUAGGAGCACCUGAGAGUGUGUUAUCAGAAGGGCUAUGGCGAAGAGCAUCAGCGGCUGGGGCUUUUACUCCUUUGGAGAGACGAGCUUAUGGAAUAGCAGAUGACAUAUAUGAAGCAGGACUUCUUUUUGCAUACUUGGCAUUUGUUCCUUUUUGCGAGGCAGGGAUUAUUGAUAGCAUUUCCUUGCAAAGACUUUUCGAAAACAUGUUCCAGCUUGACGUUCUUGCAGCAAGAGAGUACUGUUCUGCAGAUGAUCGAUUAUUAGAAGCUGUCAAGUUUCUAGAUCUGGGAGAUGGUGCUGGCUGGGAGUUACUUCAGGCAAUGCUGAACCCUGAUUACCGUCAACGUCCAAUUGCAGAAGCAGUAUUGAAUCAUCGGUUUAUGACAGCUGCUGUCCCAUGAAGAUCAUACAGUUUGUAGCAUUUAAUGACUUUACUAGCAAGGCCAUGCCAUGUAGUUGAUUUAUUCCCUUUGGCUGAGCCAAACGGUUUCUGGAUUUGCCAUGCUUGAGCAAUUUGAGAGUCAUGCUACUAAAUUGCAGACAUGCAAGGGAACCGUGUGCGCUGUGUUAAUUAUGUAGAUUAUGUGUAUAUUAACAAGUAAAGUUAAAUUAAGAAUAAAAGACGUUUAAGCCCUCUUUUUUAGUGGGUUUUUA
Zingiber officinale is the source of this 1589-nucleotide messenger RNA. RefSeq lists its product as uncharacterized. The coding region runs from base 53 to 1336 and encodes 427 amino acids. The transcript is spliced from 12 exons. Gene Ontology annotation, molecular function: ATP binding; protein kinase activity. The record is from RefSeq and is a predicted model, not a curated record. NCBI's taxonomy places the organism in Eukaryota, Viridiplantae, Streptophyta, Magnoliopsida, Zingiberales, Zingiberaceae. Gene Ontology annotation, biological process: protein phosphorylation. Gene Ontology annotation, cellular component: chloroplast.